Molecule: messenger RNA, 1995 nt
Organism: Uncinocarpus reesii 1704
Lineage: Eukaryota; Fungi; Ascomycota; Eurotiomycetes; Onygenales; Onygenaceae
Exons: 2
Coding region: 1-1995 (664 amino acids)
Biological process (GO): poly(A)+ mRNA export from nucleus
Cellular component (GO): nucleus
Molecular function (GO): RNA binding; protein binding
Source: RefSeq, a predicted model, not a curated record
AUGAAUAGUUCUCGCCCACCAAGAGGCCCUCGAGGCAGAACCGGCACCCCGGAUCGUGGCGGUAUUCGCAAACGGGGAGCUGGUCCCCGCGUCGACAAAGAUGGAGAUCUUGACAUGAGUGUUGGAAGAGGGAGAACUCGUGGACGAGGCGACUGGUCUCGACGAGCAACUCCGUCACAGAAGCAUGGGGCAGGCGCUAAAGACAGGGUACUUGAUUCCCUACAAAAGGCUAUUUUUAACACCACGACCGCGCAGGCCAACAUCAAGCGUGGAAGGACAUCUGGAAUGGCCAUAGAUGGAGAGCUCUCCCAACUUCGAGUUCGUGGAUGGAAAGGAAGCAGAGCCGCAUCGAAUUCCGACGGCGGUAUCGAAAGUCUCGUCGCUUUUCUCGAAAAGAAAGCCACGCCCACACACCCGAGCUCUGGCCGGUUUAGAAUAUUAAAGUCGCGAGUUGAAGGAGAUGCCCUGGUUAUUUCAGUGCGUCCGGAACAGGUGGAUUGGGCUCUGCGAAUAAAUGGAUUCUCAUUCGCCGGCGCGCCCAUUACAAUUGAGAAAUGUAAUGAAUCACAAUUUGGAGGUGCCUCCAGAGGCCCUUCCCAAGCAGCGGCAGAUACGAAAGCCAGAAUGUCAGCAUUUCUGGCCAAGAGAUAUACUGAGUCGUCAAAGUUGCUCAAUCUGUCCCAACUAGGCACGGAUCCAGAUCUUAUCGAAAUGGGGAUGUUUAACAGUACUUCUACUGAAUCAAAGUUCUUCCCGGCUUUGAUGAAGAUAUGCGAAGUUAAUUUCGAUUCCAGCGAGAAACGAAGAACUGCGGUUGAGAGCGUGAGCCUAGCGAAUAAUCAACUGAAUAAUGUCGCUCCGGUCACCUCUUUAAGCCAAACGUUUCCGGAUAUCAAGAACUUAGACCUGUCCAACAAUCAACUCAAAACCACGGAGAACCUGAGUAGCUGGAGAUGGAAAUUUCGCAAUCUUGAAUUUCUCGAUCUUACAGGAAACGAAGCGAGUGCGCAACCCGAUUUCAAGGAGACGAUGCUCAAGUGGUAUCCCAAACUCCAAGUUUUAAACAAUACCCCCGUCAGAACACCGCAGGAGAUCGCUGCCCAGAAGAAGACGCCUAUCCCGAUUAAACCACCUGUUUUUCGCGACGAAUCCGCUAUCGCAGAAAACUUCCUCAAGGCGUUUUUCUUCACUUUCGACAACAAUAAGGACGAGGUUCUGAAUCAGAUCUACGAUGAGAAAUCAGUAUUUUCGUUAAACGUCAAUACUGCCGCGCCGCGUGCUUUACAGGGCGAGUCGACAUCCAGCUGGGAUGGAUAUAUCAGGAAGAGCAGGAAUCUUCUAAAGAUAAACUAUGUUUCUGCACAAAUGUCCCGAGCCUACGUCGGGGUAGAAAACAUUCGAGUAGCAUGGAAUUCGUUACCACGGACGAAACAUCCAGACAUACUUUCAAACCCAAAAGAUUGGCUCAUCGAAUGCCAUCCAAUCCCAGGGCUGCCGGACAUUACUGGUCAGAGUAGCACUGGCGUUGGUGGGCUUCUCAUUACUGUUCACGGAAAGUUUGACGAAUGUGACAACAAAACCGGAAAUAAAAUCCAAACACGAAGUUUUGACCGUACGUUUGUCCUCGGCCCUGGACGAGGACCAGGAGGGAUAAGAGUUAGUAAUGAUAUGCUAUGUUUGAGGUCAUAUGGAGGCUCGGAGGCGUUCGUUCCGGAAAUUCAACAGAUUGCUCCUCCAACGAUACCUACACAACCAAUAACGCAACCAGCCGCGGCACCGGCUGUUCUCCCCACCCAGAAAGCCCAUCCUCAAGCCAAGGAUGGAUAUGGAAUGCCGGGCCCUGGGAAAACGGACGAACAAGUGAAACAAGAGCAGUUGGUGCUUCAGAUAAGCUUCAGCACGAAAAUGACUCUGGAAUUUUCCCAAAUGGCUCUUAGUGGGAAUAACUGGAAUUUGGAAGCGGCCUUGAAAAACUUUGAGGAACUAAAGGUAUAA